CGCGAGUCUCCUCGAGGGCCCAGAGGCCACGGCGGCGCUCACUUGAGCCCAGCCUUCCGGGGCGUUGGGCAGGGGGUCAUCCCUGUCCCUCUCAUCCUCCGGGACCUUGGACGGGCCGGCUUUCGUGUCCGGAAGCGACUUGCUGAGUCACGCACUGCGCUUUUGCUGGGCGCUGCUUGUGACCUCGAAUGAUUUCAACUUAAAAGUGUUCAUUGAGCCCCUGUUGUAGGGGACAGUGAGGGUCAAAGGACAUGCGACCGGUGUCUGUGGCAGGAGACCACGGGGUCGGGUGGAGUGGGGGACGCGAAGUUCAGAAGUGGGAAUUCUGGCUGCGGGGCCACAGGACCUACAGGAGUGACCCUUUUGAUCUGGCUCCUGGGGACGAGGGGCGAGGGUCUGGGAGCAGGUUUUCAAAGGCUCUUAGGCCCAGGGCAGUCUGUCUCUGGGCAGAUUUGAGCAGCGGGCAGAAAUGAAUAGUUUGAACUUUAUUCUUUGGGAGAGACAAUCUCAGGGCAUGUGAUCCAAAGAUAUCUGUGGAGUGAGGACCAGAGAGCCCAGAGCAUGAAUAGACCGUGUCCACAUGAAUAGACGGUGGAAAUAAGGCAGGUCGUGGAGGUCCCUAGUUAGAAGGGGUGAGUGGACAGGAUUUGUGGGUUAGUUGCACAGGGCUUUGAGCUGCUGAUCCAGUGGCCUGACACCUGGUUUUGUCAGGACAGCCAAGCAGCUGACUCUGCACAGAUGGAGGUGUCUGCCUUUCUGGGCAGGUGCCCUGGCCAACAAUAGAGGUUCACUGUCCUUUAAUCUCCCAGGUUCUGGAGGACACCUGUCGGCGGCAGGACUUCAACCCCAGUGAAUACGAUCUGAAGUUCCAGAGGACUGUGCUGGACCUCUCUCUCCAGUGGAGAUUUGCCAACCUGCCCAACAAUGCCAAACUAGAGAUGGUGCCUGUGUCCCGGAGCCGUGAGGGGCCAGAGAAAAUGGUUCGAAUUGCUCUGCAGCUUGAUGAUGGCUCCCGGUUGCAGGAUACUUUCUGUUCAGGCCAGACCCUCUGGGAGCUUCUCAGCCACUUUGCACAGACCAGAGAGCACGUGCAGCAGCCGGGAGAGGCGACCCCUGUCUGUGUGUACAUGAGGGACGAGGUCACUGGCGGAGAGGCCCUACGGAGCACAACGCUGCAGUCACUGGGGCUGACUGGGGGCAGUGCCACCAUCAGGUUUGUCAUGAAGCAAUGUGACUCUGCAGGCCAGCAGGAGCCUGGGGCCAUGGGGAGCAAGACCCCAGGAAGCCCGGCCUCCUCCACGUCAGCCACCCAGGCCACUGGCAGCCCUCUGCCCCUCUUAAAAUCAGGGGGGCUCAUCAGGGGCGACCUGUGGUCUCAGGAUGAUGCAGGCACCUCGGGGACCAGCCUCACGGGCAGCUCACAGCCAGGAGACGCUCAGGCAAAGCAGAGCACAAAGAAGCCUGUGUCCGCCCCCUUUGUUCCUUUCUCUGGUGGGGGACAGCGGCUGGGGGGCCCUUCGCAGAGCGCGAAGUCUCCAGUCUCACCCUUGGCCAUGUCGCCCAAGUCCUUCUCCUGCCCUGGAGGUCCCUCCAAACCCAAGAAGCCAAGGCCUGGCGAGGAGCCCCAGCAGGAGCCCGUGGACCGAGACCCUGUGGUCUGCCACCCUGACCUGGAGGACCUGCUGCAGGCCUGGCCAGCAGAGCUGCCCGAUGAGUUCUUCGAGGUGACUGUGGAUGACGUGAGGAGACGCCUGGCCCAGCUCAAGAGUGAGCGGAAACGCCUGGAAGAAGCCCCCUUGGUGACCAAGGCCUUCAGGGAAGCUCAGAUGAAGGAGAAACUGGAGCGCUACCCAAAGGUGGUUCUGAGGGUCCUCUUCCCUGACCGCUACAUCCUGCAGGGCUUUUUCCGCCCCAGCGAGACAGUGGGGGACUUGCGAGACUUCGUGCGGAGCCACCUGGGGAAUCCCCAGUUGCCGUUUCACCUGUUUGUCGCCCCCCCCAGAACAGUCCUGGAUGACCACACGCUGACCCUCUUCCAGGCAAACCUCUUCCCUGCUGCCCUUGUACAUUUCGGAGCUGAGGAACCAACAGGCCUCUACCUGGAGCCAGGGCUGCUGGAACACACCGUCUCCCCUUCUGCAGCGGAUGUGCUGGUGGCUAGGUGCAUGUCCAGGGCCACCAAGUCUCCCCUGCCACUGCCAACCCCUGGUGCUGUGCCUCUGGAGUCUGAGCCAGCAGCUGAGGAGGGGGCACUGGGACCCCCUGGGUCUCUCCCAGGGGCAGUGCAACCCAUGAGGAGGAACCCGGGCAAGGUGCCCAAGUGGCUGAGGCUGCCAGCCAGCAAGAGGUGAGAGCUGCCAUCCAAGAGCCGCAGGACCGGACUCCACCCCACCCCACCCCAAGCAGGAAUAAAGACGUGCUUCUCUCAAGGC
Molecule: messenger RNA, 2432 nt
Organism: Ictidomys tridecemlineatus (thirteen-lined ground squirrel)
Lineage: Eukaryota; Metazoa; Chordata; Mammalia; Rodentia; Sciuridae
Source: RefSeq, a predicted model, not a curated record